Wallemia mellicola CBS 633.66 is the source of this 614-nucleotide messenger RNA. RefSeq names its product coatomer protein. The transcript has 4 exons. Gene Ontology annotation, cellular component: COPI vesicle coat. The coding region runs from base 36 to 566 and encodes 176 amino acids. The record is from RefSeq and is a predicted model, not a curated record. NCBI's taxonomy places the organism in Eukaryota, Fungi, Basidiomycota, Wallemiomycetes, Wallemiales, Wallemiaceae. Gene Ontology annotation, biological process: intra-Golgi vesicle-mediated transport; retrograde vesicle-mediated transport, Golgi to endoplasmic reticulum; intracellular protein transport.
GUUCAUUACGUUCAACUCGUGAAGCAAAAGAGAAGAUGACAAACUACAGCUUGUAUUCUGUGCAUGGUUUGGUGAUACUAGACAGUGAAGGAAACAGAGUGAUGGCUAAGUACUACGACAAGAACCAACAAACGAAUCUCAAAGAGCAACGAACAUUUGAGAAGGGGUUAUUCGAUAAGACGAGUAAAGGGAAUGGCGAUAUAAUACUCUACAACGACAAACUGAUAUUAUACAAAUCAAUGAUGGACUUGAUAGUCUAUUUGAUAGCGCCAUCAGAGGAGAAUGAGCUUAUGCUGUCUAGUGCACUCAACGGUUUCAUCGACGGUAUAAGCCUCCUACUUAGACACCAGCUAGAGAAGACGUCCGUUAUCGAGAACUUGGACAUGGUUCUUUUAGCCCUCGAUGAAUCAAUCGAUGACGGUAUCAUCCUAGAGACAGAUUCUAACGCGAUAGCCAGCAGGGUAUCUAGACCUAAAGCAGAUACCAACGAAAUACAAAUUAAUGAGCAGACUAUCAUGCGUGCUUUCGACAUGGUCAAAGACCGUGUAUCCAAAAUACAACUCUAGUGAUCUUUCUUUUGUAUCUUUGUCAUUUAUAUCCCGUUCAUCUCCUCC